GGUGUUGCGGAAAAAAUAAUAUAUUCAUAUUUUAUUUGGAAACUGCUCAGUUCCCCCUCUUUCUUUCUUUUGAAACUCACCCAACCCAUAGAGCGAAAUCUCACAAUUUGGUUCACUCUCGUUCAUCAUCACUCAAUCUUCAACAAGGUAUGUUCCUCAUUCUCCACUCUUGUGUACUAGUAAUUUCUUUCUCUCCCAAGAACCCUAAAUCUUAGGUAGGAGGAAUCUAGUAGCAUUUAAACAAAACCCUAGGGUAGGUGACAUCAAAUUGUUGUGCAAAUGCUAUAUCCUGGUCUGAUUAACAAUGUUAGAGAUCCAAACAAAGACCCAAUGCAGGGAAGAGUUCUUCAGGUGCGCCGCAGCCGCGCCGCGGGAAACCGCAGUCGCGCCGCGGCUGGAGAGUUUUUGUUAAUUUUUCUGUUCUGAUUUUUUCUGUUGCUUUGUCAUUUGUUGUGAUAAUUGCAGAUGAAUCCUGCCAAGAGAGUACGCACCAAGUCCACAAGCUCUGGUCCUAGAGGAUCCCGUGCUACUGCAAACCAAGCUGAUAGAUUUCUAGGUCGGGCCCAAGCAGACAGGUUCAAGAAUCUGGGUUCCCGCACCAUUUUAACUGAGAAAGUGGUUGUCCCCUUAGGACAAGGAGGGGGUCCUUAUGCUGCUAUGUGGGAUUUUCUUGAGAAUAGGAACUGGCAACGUGUGUUCGAACCACACACCGUCAUUGACUAUGACAUAGUAAAGGAAUUCUAUGCAAACGCUAUCAAAACCACCGAUGAAUCAGUAGCCUACACAUAUCAAUCCUAUGGAGAGGACCAGAGCUUAGCCGGCAAGGAAAUCCAACACACUACAACAGGAAGGAUCUGA
Molecule: messenger RNA, 858 nt
Organism: Vicia villosa (hairy vetch)
Lineage: Eukaryota; Viridiplantae; Streptophyta; Magnoliopsida; Fabales; Fabaceae
Exons: 2
Coding region: 466-858 (130 amino acids)
Source: RefSeq, a predicted model, not a curated record